Molecule: messenger RNA, 2695 nt
Organism: Malus domestica (apple)
Lineage: Eukaryota; Viridiplantae; Streptophyta; Magnoliopsida; Rosales; Rosaceae
Product: protein transport protein SEC23 D
Biological process (GO): COPII-coated vesicle cargo loading; endoplasmic reticulum to Golgi vesicle-mediated transport; intracellular protein transport
Cellular component (GO): COPII vesicle coat; endoplasmic reticulum exit site
Molecular function (GO): SNARE binding; zinc ion binding
Source: RefSeq, a predicted model, not a curated record
GGUUUCCCGAGAAAAUCCCCGAAAAAGAAAAUAAAAAAAAAAAAAACCGAAAAUCACCACACCCCGCUCUCUGUAUGGCGGUCCGAGCCUCCGUGUCGCGGUUUCCGAUCGACGCCGGGGCCCACGAGAGCUCAGGCAUCCCAUGGGGCGUUUCGGUGACGCCGUUCGCGACGAAGGACGAGAACGGCCAGUCGCCGGCGUACGGAUCGGACGGCCAGCUGCUGCCGAGGUGCGAGAACUGCUGGGCGUAUUUCAACACGUUCUGCGAGCUGGAUCAGUGGUCGUGGAACUGUGCCCUGUGCGGAAACCCCCAGGGGCUUUCGUCUCAGGCCAUUGCUCGAUACUCGCACCCUCAGUCCUGCCCCGAAAUGAUGUCCUCGUUCGUAGAUCUGGAGCUUCCUGUAGAAGAGUCGGAUGAAGUAAUGCAACCUCGCCCAGUUUACGUUGCAGUCAUUGAUUUGUCCUCUUCAGAAGAAUUUUUGGAACUUAUUAAAAGUGCAUUGCUGGCCUCCUUGGAAGCUCUUGGGCCCGGUUCUCUGUUUGGUCUUGCUACUUUUAGCCACAAAUUAGGGUUGUAUGAUGUUCAAGGACCUAUACCAGUUGUAAAGAAUGUUUUCAUUCCACCGGAAACAGACGGUACCCUACCAAUUGAGCUUGAAGAUGUCAUGCCAUUGUUACAGUUUUUGGCUCCAGUGGAAACUUGUAAGGACCGUAUUGGAUCUGCACUUGAAACGCUCAGACCAACAACUUCAUGGGAGAGAACUACAGCAGCUGGUCAAGGAAUUGAUGGUGUUUUGAUGGGCGGGCGAGGGUUUGGGGUGGCAAUGGAAGCACUUUUGAACUACCUUGGAUCUGAGUAUGGAAGUACAUUUGCAUUAGGUAGAGUCUUUGCCUUUUUGUCUGGUCCUCCUGAUUAUGGAGCUGGGCAACUAGAUACAAGACGUUAUGGUGAACAAUAUGCUAGUAAGGGAGAGGAUGCGGACCGUGCAUUGCUUCCUGAGCAGACACCAUUCUACAGAGAUCUGGCUGCUGUCGCUGUUCAAGCAGGUGUUUGCGUGGACAUUUUUGCUGUUACAAAUGAGUAUACAGAUUUGGCGUCUUUGAAGUUUCUAAGUGUAGACAGUGGAGGCUCAUUGUAUUUAUAUUCGAACACUGAUGACUCAACUCUUCCUCAGGACAUGUACCGAAUGCUAAGUCGGCCAUAUGCUUUUGGUUGUGUACUGCGAUUGAGGACCUCAUCUGAAUUCAAAACUGGCCACUCUUAUGGUCAUUUCUUUCCGGAUCCACAGUAUGAGAAUGUUCAACACAUUAUCUGUUGUGAUUCUUAUGCGACAUAUGCUUAUGACUUUGAGUUUGAAGACACCAAGGGAUUUGCAAAACAUGGAUCAGAGCCUCCUAUUAUACAGAUUGCAUUUCAAUACACUGUUGUACUGCCUCCUAAGGAGCUCUCCGAUUCAACAUCCGUGUCCUCAAGUAGAGGCAAGUAUUCCCUUAAACGACGACUAAGGAUCCGAACAUUACAAUGUGGAGUUGCCCAAAAUAUGAAUGAACUCUACGACAGUGUUGAUCCUGAAGUAAUCCUGUCACUGCUUGUUCACAAGGUUAUACUAGCCUCUUUGGAGCAAGGAGUUCGGGAAGGCAGAAUAUUGCUUCAUGAUUGGCUUGUGAUCCUAACAGCUCAAUACAAUGAAGCGUAUAAACUAAUUCAAUACAAGAAUGGGAGUGCAGGAACUGCUCAGAUUGAUGUUGCAUUCACACAAUGUCCAGAACUGCAGCCUUUGCCCCGCUUGGUUUUUGCAUUGCUUCGAAAUCCUCUGCUCCGUUUUCAUGAAGAAGGUGUUCAUCCGGACUACCGAAUCUACCUGCAGUGCCUUUUCAGUGCACUGGAACCAAGUUCACUUCAUCGUGCCGUGUAUCCAGUGCUGACCUCCUAUUCUACUCCAGACAAACAAGCAUACCCACGCCAUUCACCGAGUCGUGCAGCGCUGAUUACCAGUGGUAGUCCUAUAUUUUUCCUUGAUGCAUUUACGUCUCUGAUUGUGUUCUAUUCCUCAACGGCAGACCCUUCACUUCCUUUUCCUCCACCUCAUGAUUGUUUGUUGCGGACUGUGAUCAACAAUUUGAAGAAAGAGAGAUGCAUCACCCCCAAACUCAUAUUUAUCAGAGGAGGGCAGGACGAUGCUACACCUUUCGAGAAUUAUCUUAUUGAGGAACAGGAUGUUGACGGAAGCGGUAUACGAGCGUUAUGGGUUUUGUUUCCUUUCUGGAGGAUGUUACGCAGAGUGUGCUAGAAUACAUGAAGUCUGGUAUCUGAAUUUAAUCACAAGGUACAGGAAGGGGGUGCUUAAAUCACAUAAAGUUGUUGGUACCGAGUCUACUGACAACUAGCUGUCUGGCCAUCGACAUUGAGAGUGUUUAUUCUGCUGGUCGAACCAAAUGUAGCGAGGGUUUCUAAUUCUCUUUUAUUCGAGAGCACCGUGCGUGGUACAAAUUACCCAGAAAUCACAUUUACCUAGUUGUAAAAGAUAGUUACAGGCAGUUAAGAGCUCAACUUUCUGGUCAAAUCAUGAAAAUAUGAGUGGUAAAAGUUGCUUCUGGGUUUUCCAUUGCUUGGAUUUAGAACCAUGUAGUUUUCAUGAAAGUUAUGUUAUACAUUCCUUAAUCCUCAGUGGUGAAAAGUUGAAUGUUUUGUUCA